UAAAAUAAUGUUCUUAGGUCAUAGGUGUAACACACAAAUUAUUAUUUUAAUAGGCGAUAAAAUCCCUUCGAGAUUAUUUUAGUACAUUAUUUAUGAAAUUGGAUUUCUUACCGUACAAUUAUUUAAUACAGUUCAUCGGCUCAUAUCAAAUAACCUACAAAGGUUCCCAUAAUUAUUUAAAUGAAGCAAAAAAUAAAAACCUUUUCCAUGAUGAUAUUUCAAUUAGUGAGAAAUUUCCAUACAAGCCAUUGUUAUCGAGCUGCAGAGUCUUCACUUUUGGCGAAACUAAGAAAAAAGACCGGAUACACCAUUGCUAACUGUAAGAAAGCCCUUGAAAUGCACAACAAUGAUUCAGACAAGGCUGAGGCGUGGCUCAAUGAUCAAGCACAAGCGAUGGGCUGGGCUAAAGCCACUAAGUUAGCUGGUCGUAAAGCACUUCAAGGUCUUGUAGCUGUGAAAUUCGAUAAGAAUCAUGGAGUUCUUGUGGAAGUAAACUGUGAAACAGAUUUUGUUGCAAAAAAUGAUAAAUUUCAUAAGAUGCUUGAAGAUACUACUCUAGCUUGUUAUAAAUUUGCACACACAAACUUAAAAUCAAAGGGACCUAUAACAAAGCUAGAAUUAGAUAGUGAGCAGUUGGGAAACCUUUCAUCUGAUGGGGGUAAAAAGCUUUCAGAAGUAUUAGCUCUGUUCAUUGGAUCUGUGGGUGAAAAUGCUGUUCUACGUCGUGCAGAAUGUUGGAAAGCAAAUAGCGAUGAUGUGAAAAUAACAGCUUACACUCACCCCGCACCAACAACUGCGAGUGAUUAUUCAAGUGGUAAAUAUGGAGCCUUGCUGGCUUACAAACAACCCAAUGACGUUGAAGACAUUGGAAAACAGAUUUGUCAACACAUUGUUGGUUGUGCACCAAGAAAAAUUGGUGACAAAGAAAAAGAUAAACCAGCAGAGAAUUCUGAUGACGAAACAUGCCUCAUUUAUCAAGAGUAUUUAUUAGACCCGUCAUACACAAUAGAAGAGGUACUGGAAAAUAAUAAAAUUGAAAUUUUAGAUUACAUAAGGUUUUCUUGCGGUGAGGUAGUAGAAGAGAAUAUGCCUGGUGUUGAAAAACAGCCCCUAGAUACAGUUCAAACUUUACAGUAGUAAAUUGUUAUUAGAAGAUGAGUAAAUGUAUUAAUAAAGAAAGUUUAACUCU
This is a messenger RNA of Vanessa atalanta (red admiral), 1189 nucleotides long. RefSeq names its product elongation factor Ts, mitochondrial (gene mEFTs). Gene Ontology annotation, molecular function: translation elongation factor activity; protein binding. Lineage: Eukaryota; Metazoa; Arthropoda; Insecta; Lepidoptera; Nymphalidae. The record is from RefSeq and is a predicted model, not a curated record. The transcript is spliced from 5 exons. Gene Ontology annotation, cellular component: mitochondrial matrix. Gene Ontology annotation, biological process: mitochondrial translational elongation. Bases 181 to 1137 code for a protein of 318 amino acids.